Messenger RNA from Seminavis robusta, 2490 nucleotides. The record is from the annotation of a GenBank genome assembly. Lineage: Eukaryota; Bacillariophyta; Bacillariophyceae; Naviculales; Naviculaceae.
AUGUCGAUGCUAUCAUCCAUGAAAGAACGGUGGGACGCACGGAAAACCGCCGAACUGAGCCGCCGAGCAUUGAGCGUCCAAUACCUCGCCACCACGUUUCUUCAGGAAGUCUAUGCUGCCGGGAUGAAUCGAGAUUGCAGCAUUUAUCAGCUGGAAAAUCUAGAACACGAUGAAGCCGGAAUUAUUCGCCAAAAGGGCGCCAAUGUUCGGUGCCCGCUAGAUGGGAGGGAAGGUGCAGCCUAUGUUCAUUGUGUGCAGGGACGGGAUAAUGUGGGUGUGGCCACUCAAAUUCUCAGCUAUUCUUGGAGCUACACUAUUGGAGACAUUGUAGAUACUCUAGUGGAAUUCUGCAAGAGCACUGGUAGAGAUCCCAAGAGAACCUAUGUGUGGAUCUGUUGUUUCUGCAUCAAUCAGCACCGAGUGGCAAAGCAAAAGAAAAGCAGGCGAUCUGGUACCAUUUCGCCAGAUGCCGUGGAUUUCUUUACCGUCUUUGGAGACAAAGUCACGGGCACUGGCCACCUUUUGGCCAUGAUGGCUCCCUGGCACAACCCAGUGUAUCUGCAACGAAUUUGGUGCAUCUUUGAAAUGCAUACUGCGCAGCAAGGAAAUUGCAAGGUAUCCGUACUCAUGCCACCCAGAGAAAAGGCCGCAUUUGAGAAAGACGUUCUGGGCGAGUCCACUGGGGAUGGCUUUCAAACGCUCAUGAAGGCACUCUCACGGACAAGGGUCCAAAAAGCCAAGGCCACUGUGGAAUCUGAUCGACAAAGAAUCAUGGACAUUGUCGAGAACAAUCAGGGAUGUGGUGCUUUGAACAUUCAAGUCAAUGAGCUGCUGAGAGCUUGGGUGCUCGAAAUUGUGUCCUCGCUGUCCAAUCGCAAGGUGCUCUCGUGGAAUGGAAUCGAAGAGUCAUUGGAGAAUGCCAAAGCAUGCAACCGCAUUGGUCUUCUCUUGAACAAACUUGGCCUGCACGACGCUGCCUUGGAAAAGUAUAGAAAAGCCCUACAAAUCCACCUGACCUUGCGAAAAAAGGAUGGCUCCACCAGGUCGUCCUCCACAUUGGAAGUCGCCACAUGCUGUAACAACAUUGGCAUGGCGCUGUACACCAAAGGGAAUUACGAGGAUGCCCUGGCCGAAUUCCAGAGUGCUGCACGUAUGCUCGAGGGCAAGCUCGGCAAAAAGGAUGCGGAAACUGCCACCUCGUAUGAUCAUAUCGGGUCCGUGUUGGAAGCCAAAGGAAACAAUCGCGACGCCUUGAUGUACUACAGAAAAGCUCUCAGGGCCCGCGAAUCUGCGCUGGGCAAGCAGCACCGGGACACGGCUGCCUCAUACAGCAAUGUCGGAACGGUGCUGAGCAGCCUUGGACAGCACGAUGAGGCACUCUCUCAUCACAAGACUGCCUUGUCAAUCCGCAGGUCCGUGCUUGGAAAACGACAUCCCGACACAGCAACCAGCUAUAACAACCUUGGGAUGGUGCUACGCGCCACAGGAGACCACAAGGGGGCGUUGGAAAUGUACCAAAAGGCACUCAAGAUAACAGAACUAGUCCUGGGACGGGAGCACCAAACCACUGCCACCUGCUACAGCAACAUGGCCCUCAUCCUUCAUGACAAAAAAGACCACGCCGCCGCAUUGGUGGAGUUCCAGAAGGCUUUGGAAAUCCAUGAAACGGUGCUGGGUAGGGAACACCCAGAGACGGCAAUUUCCCUUAGCUAUGUUGGGCAAGUCUUGGAGGCCCUGGGGGACUUGGAUGGCUCCCUGGAUGCCUUUAAGAAAGCCCUCGCGAUCCAUGAAAAAGUGCAUGGAUGGAAACAUACUUUGACUGCAGCAGCAUACGCGGACAUUGGCCGCAUCCUCGUCGCUAGGGAGGAAUACGAAGAUGCCCUGGACAACUACAAGAAAGGUCUGGCCGUGGUAAAACUGAACAGGGGAAGGCGGCACCCAGAGACUGCACUGGCUCACAUGUCUGUAGGGUUCGUUGCCAACGCCCUGGGCAACACCGAUGCUGCCGAAGCAGAGUACGGUUAUGCGAUGGCUAUUGUAGAAAUUCGGGCCGAAUCUCUGGAAGCUGACGGCGAGUGCGACGCAGCCUUGGAGCGAUUCAGAGAGCUACUGGAACUGAAGGAAUCCUUGGUGGGAGCGGAACAUGUGGACACGGCGCAGUUGCAUGACAACCUCGGCAGGAUUUUGCACGCCAAGGGCGAUCACGAUGCAGCCUUGGCAGAAUACCAACUUGCAUUGAAGAUCAGAGAGAUGUGUCUCCGCUCGAGUCACCCUUCGAUUUUGCAGAAUCGUAAACGAAUAUCCAGUGUGUUGAACAGCAAACAGGCAGUAGCAGAUUCGAGCAAUGACGUGGAUUUGAAGCUCAAAACCAGCAACGAAAACGAUGAAUCGAGAAAGCAGGGUGUUGCACCCUCGCACCCCGGACCACCGAGGACUGCAGAACAUUCUUCCAAACGAUAUCACAGUCACAGCCCGAAACGCACGCGAUGA